CAAUUCAAAAAGUGCUCAAUUCUUACAAAGGAAACCUAUUUGCACACUCAAAAACACAUUCAUAGACCAUUGCAGCGCAUCUGUGGCCUACAAACCCAGCACGACGACGGUGUCCGCCACAGUAUCCGCCGCCGGACGACUCUCGAUCUGGUGCGGGUGAUUCCUUAACCGGCCGCCCAGCCAUACGGAACGUACAUAUUCGUGCUCUACCUCAUCACAGACGCCCGUCCGUCUUCACCUCACCGCAAGCCAAUCCACCCCCCACAGCCGUCGCCAUGUCAUCCUUACCCAACGGCAUCAAGGCCGUCCUCACAAAGGCGCCUUCCGACGUCGUCGUCCUCUCCUCCCUGCGCACGCCCAUUACCCGCUCCUACAAGGGCCAGCUGAAAGACGCCUACCCGGAAGAGCUCCUCUCCACCGUCCUGCGUGCCACGCUCGACACCCACGGCAAAGAUUGGAUCGAUCCCGCCGUCAUCGAGGAUGUCGCCGUGGGCGUCGUGCUCUCGGAGUUGGGCGGCUCCAAGGCCAGUCGCAUGGCCAUGAACCACGUUGGCUACCCCCACACCACCUCGCUCUACACCGUCAACCGCGCGUGUUCGUCGUCGCUGCAGGCGAUUGCCAAUGUCGCGGCGCAGAUCCGCACUGGCAUGAUCAGCGUGGGCAUCGGGGCUGGUAUGGAGAGCAUGACUAGGAACUAUGGUAGUCGCGCCAUCCCGGAGCACUACUGGCCUGCCCUCAAGGAGUCCCCCGUCAAGGACGCGAGGGACUGCGUCAUGUCCAUGGGCAUCACCUCGGAGAACGUGGCGGAGCGGUAUGGCGUGUCGCGCGGUGAUCAGGAUGCCUUUGCCGUCGAGUCGCAUCGUCGCGCCGCCAAGGCCCGCGCGGACGGUAGCUUUGCGCAGGAGAUUGUCCCCGUGACGACUCGAUUCCAGGAGAUGGACAAGCAAGGGAACAAGGUCGGCGACGAGAAGACAAUUACAGCGCAGAACGAUGACGGCAUCCGAGACUCGAUCAGCCUCGAGGCCCUCACGAAGCUGAAGCCCGCGUUCAAGCCGGACGGUGUCUCGACAGCCGGCAAUUCGAGUCAGGUAUCAGACGGCGCGGCGGCGACGCUGCUCAUGCGACGCAGCACGGCGACGGAGCUUGGAUUGAGCCAGCACAUUAUCGGCAAGUUUGUCAACGCUGUGACGGUGGGAUGUGCCCCUGACGAGAUGGGCAUUGGACCGGCUCUGGCCAUCCCCAAAUUGUUGAAACAGGUUGGUCUUGAAAAUGGCGAUGUGCAGCGCUGGGAAAUCAACGAGGCCUUUGCCAGCCAGGCCAUCCACUGCGUGAGGGAGUUGGGUCUCGAAGAGGAGUGGACAAAGGGCAGAGUGAACCCUGACGGCGGCGCGAUUGCGCUUGGCCACCCUCUGGGUGCCACGGGUGCGCGUAUGACGAGCACUCUGCUGCAUGGGUUGAAGAGGGACGGUGGUGAGGUCGGUGUCGUGAGCAUGUGCGUGGGAACUGGGAUGGGCAUGGCCGGCUUGUACGUGCGCGAGUAAGCAAAGAGGUGCGAGAAAGUCCCCAAUGUGAUAUAUACAAGAUGACUAGAAUAGUUCUGAUCUUCAUGGUCGCCUACGAAUACAUGUGUACAUACGACAGCGUGGACCCCUUUAUACUGCGCUGCUUUGUGGGAGCGCCUCGAGAGCAAAGAAAAUACCGUCAAAGUCAUCAAAUCAUUACGAUUUCAUCUCACGUCCCACCCAUUUCGAAUAUCACCCUUUGCCCUCAGACGCGGGCAGCCACCCAGGCGGCAGCGUCCGCAGCGUUCUCCUGGUAAAGCGUGUGCGCCUCGUUGGGGAUAAUGCUGCCGGC
Messenger RNA from Emericellopsis atlantica, 1854 nucleotides. Its product is annotated as Thiolase, N-terminal domain-containing protein. The record is from RefSeq and is a predicted model, not a curated record. Gene Ontology annotation, molecular function: acetyl-CoA C-acyltransferase activity. Lineage: Eukaryota; Fungi; Ascomycota; Sordariomycetes; Hypocreales; Bionectriaceae. Gene Ontology annotation, biological process: fatty acid beta-oxidation; phenylacetate catabolic process. The coding region runs from base 276 to 1541 and encodes 421 amino acids. Gene Ontology annotation, cellular component: peroxisome. The transcript has a single exon.